AUGUCCAGCGGGCCCGUUGCAGAGGCUGUCUACAUGACGGAAACAGAGUUCAAAACUGCUUAUCCAAGCAAUGCACCGAGUUGUACUGAUCCCAACGACUUGUUGGCCGGUACUCAAUACUACUACUCGGAUCCCUCGUAUCCAAUUAAUUUUUGGCCAAUGAUUGAGUUUAUGACUGAUCCGUUAGGUACAGCUCUCACAAACAACCCGUGUCAGGUGCAGAAGGUGUACAUGAUAAUCAAAUUUAUCCCCGAUACCAAUACGUAUGUCCCGUACUGGGUCGCUGGCACGUGGGUAACCGCCAGCACUCCCAGCAUCACCUACUGCCCCAACUCGCCAUUCAACUGGGGGUUUGCUACACUCAAAGUGAGCUGCUGUCCCGAACCGCCGCCACCCAGUCCGCCGCCUAACCCGCCGCCACCAUCGCCACCCCCAUCACCUCCCUCUCCAUCACCACCAUCACCUGCACCUCCCUCUCCAUCACCACCAUCACCUGCACCUCCCUCUCCAUCACCACCAUCACCGGCACCUCCCUCUCCAUCACCACCAUCACCGGUACCCCCCUCUCCGCCGUCUCCACUACCACCGUCGCCGACACCUCCAUCACCAUUACCUCCGUCUCCAUCACCACCACCUCCCCCCUCGCCAUUUCCCCCAUCCCCUCCCCCACCGCCGCCGCCACCGCGGCAAACUGGAUCUCCUCCCCCGCCUCCUUCGCCGUUGUCUACGUCCCCCCCUCCACCUGCAACCUCUCCUGCUCCACUCUCACCACCGCCAUCCGCAACCCAAUCUCCACCGCCAUCCGCAACCCAAUCUCCACCGCCAUCCGCAACCCAAUCCCCACCGCCAUCCGCAACCCAAUCCCCACCGCCAUCCGCAACCCAAUCCCCACCGCCAUCCGCAACCCAAUCUCCACCGCCAUCCGCAACCCAAUCUCCACCGCCAUCCGCAACCCAACCCCCACCGCCAUCCGCAACCCAAUCUCCACCGCCAUCCGCAACCCAAUCUCCACCGCCAUCCGCAACCCAAUCCCCACCGCCAUCCGCAACCCAAUCUCCACCGCCAUCCGCAACCCAAUCUCCACCGCCAUCCGCAACCCAAUCUCCGCCGCCAUCCCCAGUUCGAUUCUUGCCUCCUCCUCCAUCCCUCAGUCCCCCGAAAACCCCGCCAAUUCAACCCAAGUCACCAAAGGCACCAAAGGCGCCCAAGGCACCCAAGCUGUCAUCACCACCACCGCCAUCUCCACCACCACUCGCGAAUGAUUUCCUUGUACAGAAGUUCCCUUUCUCUUCCUGCAAUGCGCGUGACGUCAAUCUGACGCCGUACCGCAUGUCCUCACCGGAAGGCCCGUACAACACGACCACGUCGGAUGCCACGUACUGCGUUCAGUUCGCAGCCACCGCGGCCACUGAUGGCACGAGUCCAUGUGCGGCGAUGGACAUUAACCGAAUUGAGAUCAUCGUCAGUAAGUGCUGA
Volvox carteri f. nagariensis is the source of this 1476-nucleotide messenger RNA. RefSeq lists its product as uncharacterized. Bases 1 to 1476 code for a protein of 491 amino acids. The record is from RefSeq and is a predicted model, not a curated record. The transcript has a single exon. Lineage: Eukaryota; Viridiplantae; Chlorophyta; Chlorophyceae; Chlamydomonadales; Volvocaceae.